AUGGCAUCAAGCUCUUGUCACAAGACUUUCAACCGUUUAGAAGACACUCUGGAAAAAUCAAUACAAUUUGAUGAAAAACUGGUAACAUUAUCUAAAACACAAAAUGUCGAGUUGCGUGGUUUUAAGUUUGCUUGCGCUAAAGAACAUACUCGAGUUGCGCGAAUCAUUAGAGUUGGUCUUAUUCAACAUCAAAUUGUUUUGCCAGUGACUGCGCCAAUAUUAAAUCAACAAAAUGCAAUUCAUCAGCGAGUAUCGGAAAUUAUUGAAAUUGCCGCUCAAGCACAGGUAAAUAUUUUGUGUUUGCCUGAAUUUUGGACUAUGCCCUACGUGUUUUGCACUCAAGAAAAGCACCCUUGGGUUGAAUUUGCAGAAAAUGCUGAAAAUGGGCCUUCAGUGGAAAUGCUGAGAAAAUUGGCGCUCAAAUUCGGCAUGGUUAUUAUCUCGCCUAUUUUUGAGCGUGAUGAAAAAGGCCAAAAACUAUGGGUUACUGCAGUGAUAAUAUCUGAAUCUGGCAAAGUAAUGGGGAAAACACGCAAAAAUCACAUUCCUCGCAUAAAGGACUUCAAUGAGGCUGCCUACUUUGGCGAAGGCACUCUCGGUCAUCCAGUGUACGACACAACGUUUGGUAAAAUUGCCGUCAACAUUUGCUACGAGCGACAUCAUCCACAGAGCUGGCUAAUGUACGGCCUGAACGGGGCUGAGCUAGUCUUCAACCCCAGUGCAAACACCGGCGAUGACAGCAGUGAACAGUCGUGGCUGGUGGAGGCACGAGCCGCGGCCAUUGCAAACAGUUACUACACCUUUCCGGUGAACAGAGUUGGCACGGAAAUGAUACCACUAAAAAAUGGAUCACUGAAAAGUUUUGGGUACUACCACGGAUCAAGCUAUUCAGUGGCACCUGAUGGCUCGCGAACGCCUGGUCUUUCGAGGGUGAACGAAGGGCUGCACAUUACCGAGUUAGACUUGAAUUUGUGCCGACAAGUGGCUGAUUCGUCUAAUCAUAAG
Messenger RNA from Rhagoletis zephyria (snowberry fruit fly), 1005 nucleotides. NCBI's taxonomy places the organism in Eukaryota, Metazoa, Arthropoda, Insecta, Diptera, Tephritidae. The record is from RefSeq and is a predicted model, not a curated record.